This is a messenger RNA of Funneliformis caledonium, 636 nucleotides long. The record is from the annotation of a GenBank genome assembly. NCBI's taxonomy places the organism in Eukaryota, Fungi, Glomeromycota, Glomeromycetes, Glomerales, Glomeraceae.
AUGUCUUUAUCUGCUGCUCGACAAAUUGCCAACCAUCAUCCUCUUGCUAUUCAACCUUUAAUCAAAAAUUCAAACAUGAAAAAUAUUCCAAACUUUCCUCCUGAAAUCAUUCGUAUAAUUCUUAGUUUAAUAAAAGAUGACAAGAAAACUAUUAACACUUGUGCUACUGUAAAUCAUACGUUUAAUCUUCACGCUACACUAAUCUUAUAUCAUACCAUUCCUUUCUCAUUUCCUUACAUAUUUACUUUAUUCGCCAAAGCUAUUAUCAGCGAAUUUCAACCGACGCUACAAUUCAGACGGUCAAUUACCCCUGAAAUUCUUUUAAGCAUUCUACGAUCUUGCACCAUGUUGGAGACUUUCUCCGUUUCGGAAAUGUUGACAUCAACUAUCAAUCUUGAAGUUUUACAGGUUCUCGUUUUCGAAUCAGAAUAUAUGGGUCGUUUAAGAUUUAUUCAAGAUUAUGAAGAUGAUGAUAAAAAGGCUGACUUACUCAUUCCAAAGUACCUUCAACGUCUUUCUUUACAUAAUUGUUCAAUCAUCUCAGAAUAUUCUACCAUACUUACCCUAUUUGCAAACGCACCAAAUAUCACUCACCUUGAUUUGGGUGGUUGUUCCGUUAGUGAGAUGACACUUAAU